Exophiala aquamarina CBS 119918 is the source of this 1062-nucleotide messenger RNA. RefSeq lists its product as uncharacterized. NCBI's taxonomy places the organism in Eukaryota, Fungi, Ascomycota, Eurotiomycetes, Chaetothyriales, Herpotrichiellaceae. The record is from RefSeq and is a predicted model, not a curated record. The transcript has a single exon. The annotation marks the transcript as partial.
GGACCGAAACCCAACGUCGAAAAGGCCACGUUUGAACAACAACUACGCGAAAUCAGAAUCGGGAGGAUCAAACUCGAGCUCCUGAGGUCUACACUCCAGGAUCUCCCAUAUCACCAUGUGGAAUUAAAGCCAGAAAGUCAGAAUCUCACCUGCUUGGCUUCUCGACGGCAUCCUACAAUACUCGAGGACGAAACCAUGAAUGGAAUGAUAUCCGACCAUUCGACAUUACCAGCGCCUGCAAAAGCUCAAGACCGGGACCAGCAGAUUUCGUCGCACACGGGUGACCUCCUCGCCCUGAUCACAGCCUACCUCAAUCUCGGUGACGAAACGAAUGGUACGAAUCAAUUGGCCUUCGAGGACGCAGAGCUCCUGGCCGAUGAAAUUAGCAGGUUCAAAACAGAUAUCACUGCCAUCUCCUCCGCAGUCAGUACGCGGCUCCUGGCCCUCGAAAGCUCGCUCAUAAGCCUAGCAUCUCUAACAGCUGUCGAGAGCUCUUCGCCACCAGCACCAACCACACAACUGGUGUGCAUCCAGGAUUCCAAUGGUCAGACAGGAUCUCUCAUCUCAACACUCACACCACAAACAACCCACCUCUCGCAGCUCCGCGGAUCAGCACUUCCUAACUGUCUCGCCACACUGACGCAGAACCUGCACGCGAUUCUCCGAUCCCAGGCCCACCAACUCCAAUCAUCGCUCCUGCGGCUCGAGUCCUCCAAGCACGGCGUCCAGUCUCGACACGCACAGUCGCGUGCCGCGUUCCUGGCAACAGUGGCCGCUACAAUGGACCUGAAGGCACAGGUGUUGGUGCUCGAGAAGCAGAUAGUUGUUGACGCCGGCGGGCAAGAGACCCGAGAAUGGGUGAAAAUGAAGCUGGAUGCGUUGACGGACCAAGAGAGCGGGCUUGAGGACCGGAUCAUGGAGUUGAGCGGUGUUCUGGCCGAGUAUGAGGCGGUGGAUCCAGAGUUGAGGGUCCUGAAGAGGCUGGGCGCCAGGUACCGCGAGGUCGAAGGCGAGAUGGACCUAGUCAAGAGGGAUAUUGAGAGGUUGGAGAGGGAGGAAGAG